GCAACUCAUUAUAGCCUCUAUGCAAAUAGUUUUCUACAAGGGCUACUGCAAUCAGGCUCUCGUAAUCGCUCGACGCACCAAGCAAUAAGCGCAACUGCCGUCACAUAAAUGGGGCUUGAGACACGACGCAGCGCCCCGCACCAACAACUUGCUUCGCGCGCUAACUCUCAAAGCCAAGCCCUUAAUGGCUCAAAUCUACUAAGCUUGCGCCGACUGGCGCUCUCCACCUGCUCCACUCGAGCUGCAAGCCCAGCCCGACGCGCUACAGGCGCGGAAGGUACCGAUAGCUCCUGUGCAUCGGUUACCGCCAGUUGCGUUUACAGCGACGAGGAAACUGACGUCCCGCUUCCUUCUUCCGAGGAAGUAGAAGGCCUAACUGAGCGCAUCGCAGCUUUGGAGGCCAAGGUAGCGCACCUCAACGUCCGUGUGGAGGGCUGGCUAGGGGGUGCACUUGCGGCUACAGCCAGCAGUGUUGCCGCAGCCACUGCGGGGAGCGUCGACAGCUGUGAUUCGCCCCCUAGUAGCGCCAGAUCCUAGGCGAGUGGAGGGACUGCUUACGAGUAUGGUAAGGUAAAGGUGCAGCGACAACCCAGGCAGAUAGCCAUGGCAAAGGUCAGUGGCGCGGUGUUUGCGGAAGGCCUCUUAAGGACCAACGAACGUAUCGUCCACUCAAGGUAUUGGCGGUUUGUUUGCUGGUUUGUGCACAAGCACGCUGGUCUCUCAAACCUGCUGAAACGGAAUGCUUACGUCGUGUACACUGUGCAUGCAUGUGCAGAGCGGUAGGUUGGCUUUCGCAUAUAUGUUGUAAUGUCCCCGGGCAGUUCCGGGAUAAGGUGGAUGUGAAGACUUUAUUACUUCGCGAGCUUGUCAUUCUGUACCUCCGUAAGCAAUUGGUGUCAUCUGUACUAAUAGUAUAGCACGCUGUCUGGUAGGGUGGUAGGGAUACGAGGGGAGUGGUAUCUUGGGCGUCAUUUAAAGUACACGUGCUGUCAUAGUCAGCUGCAAGAACAUGCAUAUGCUCGCUUUUGGAGUUAUCAAACGGUGCAUCAUGGACAGUUUCGCUCGUUCGAUAUUAUAUAUGCGAAUCCAGGAUGGCUGCAGCCGCCACACACAUUCUUCUUGGUAAUUUUGAAUUGCUGUAAUUGAGAGCACAAGCAGCGCAGUGCAGCAAGGCAUGGAUGGGGGCGCUGGACCACGGCUCGCACGGCUGACAAGGCGCUCUAUACAGGCCGUCAGCAGGAGUUUUUGGUUACGAUUUGGUUUAAGGCGGCGUCUCGAGGGCUUGAGGAGGGCAAAUGGUGCCACUUGCAAGGCCAACUGUCGGCCAUGCCACUGUCGCCGGAAUUAACAGGACCUAGCCAGACGGCUGUGCGUAUCACGUGCAACUAACCGAUGUGCACGCUACGGCCCGGCUAUGAAUUACAACAGGAAUCCAGGAUGGCGGAGGCCAGGAUAGUAGGCUGGCGAUGACUUUAAGUCUGUCCAAAGGGACCGACCUAAUAAGCUUUGUGUGAGG
Messenger RNA from Astrephomene gubernaculifera, 1516 nucleotides. The record is from the annotation of a GenBank genome assembly. NCBI's taxonomy places the organism in Eukaryota, Viridiplantae, Chlorophyta, Chlorophyceae, Chlamydomonadales, Astrephomenaceae.